AUGACUGUUUUCUAUCGUGCUUUUGCAAAAAAUCAACAGUCUCAAUUUGAAGCCUUUUUUUGUUCCAUCGAACAAGAAGUGAAUGAAAUUUAUAUGAAGACAGAUAAAUCUGAACGAAAAAUUAUUGAUGGACAACUGUUUAAUAUUUUUAACACAAUAUUGAAAUCAAUAGGAUUUAGAUACGAACUCGUUACACCGAUUCCAAAUAGAUUCGAUGGUAAAGACAAAAAUGGAACCAGAACUGGAAUGGUUGGACAACUUGUAAACCAAAAAGCGGACAUGGGUUUCGUUACAAUUUUCUUGACAUACGAUCGAUCACAAGUUGUAGAUUACUCGUCUCAUACCGUGUUCAUGCGAGUGUUAUUUGUACUUAAACGACCAGAAGCAAUAUUUGACUGGAUGUCAUUAAUCAAACCUUUUUCCUUUGAAAUAUGGAUAGCAAUAUUCAUAACAGUUGUCAUUCUCGGUUUCGUACUACAAAAAGUCUUGGAAAGAGAGGUUAACAUGGAAGGAAAGCCCUCAUUAUGGACAAAAUCGAAACUUUAUUGGUAUCUAUUUGGAACACUUGUAAACAUGGACGGUGACUUGAAAUCCGUAGUCCGAUUUCCAUCCAGAAUCAUUUUCUGUAUUUGGUUAUUAGGUGUAGUACCAUUGAUAGCUAGUUAUAGUGGAGUUCUCAUGUCAUUUAUGACCUCUCCUAUAAUGGAACAUGUUCCAAGAACCAUAGAAAAAUUAGCCGAAGCGGUUCAGGAUGGAAAGUAUUCUUGUGGAUGUUCGAAUGGAGCAGCCAUAUUUUCGUUUCUUUCUAAGUCAAAAUUCGGACCAUAUAAAAUAAUUGCUGAUAAUAUAAAAAUGAAUAAUUACUUGUUCAGUGCAGAGAAUGGGUUCGAAAGAGUACGCAAAGAGAAGUUUGCGUAUAUUUCAGAUGAAUUUUCCAUUACUGCCUUAAUGAAAAAGUACGGAUACGAUAACUUUAUCUUAUCUGAAGAUUCCUUUGUAACGUACACCAAAGGAUACGUUUUCAAGAAAGGCUUCAUCCAUAGACCAAUGUUUGAUAAAAUUAUAUUUCGUUUAUUUGAUACCGGAUUAAUAUAUAAAGAUUUGGGUUUAGAAGACUUCGAAGUGACUGAAGAUUCGGCUCACGUGGAACCUUUAAAAGUGAAUGAUAUUCUCAAGAGCUUCGACUUUCUUACAAGACUUAGUUGUUUUACAGGGAAACGAGAGGCUAUACUUAACGGGAAAAAAGACAAACAAAAAGCAGAUGACAAAAUGGACAUAAACAUCGUUGAGAGCGAUAUUACAUUUAUUAGCGGAAUUAUUAUUGGAUUAGCGGAAAUUAUGAAGAUGUCUCGUGCAAUAUUAAAAGAUAUUGGAAAAUUAAUAGUUGAACAUACAGAAGAAGAGAAAACAUUUAAAGGGAUAGAUAGCACCAAUGACAUCGGAACGGAAGCCGGAUCUUUUAUUUACGAUUAA
Molecule: messenger RNA, 1473 nt
Organism: Centruroides sculpturatus (bark scorpion)
Lineage: Eukaryota; Metazoa; Arthropoda; Arachnida; Scorpiones; Buthidae
Product: glutamate receptor ionotropic, delta-1-like
Exons: 9
Coding region: 1-1473 (490 amino acids)
Cellular component (GO): membrane
Molecular function (GO): glutamate-gated receptor activity
Source: RefSeq, a predicted model, not a curated record